UAAACACACGGCUCACCAUCCCCUCACCACUACUUCUACUUCCAAAGUUGGGACACCCUCCUGUCACCUGUAGAGAAGAGGGAGUGAAUUUGAAAUCAAGUCCAGGUAUCUGGGGUCCUUAGACUGCUGGACUUUGGACCCUGGGUCCUUCUACUCCUGCUGAGGUUUCUCCAGGACAAGGGCACAGGAGCAGCUGCAUUCAGCCCCCUCUUUUCCCGCGGAUGUCAUGGAGCUGGGUCUGUCUCCACCUCAUAGCAGCAGCUCCCCGGAAGACCUGUACCCAGCCCCUGGGACCCCUCCUGGGACUCCCCCACCUCCCGAUGUCCCUCUGCCUGGGGAGGUGAAGAGGUCUCAACCUCUGCCCAUUCCAAACAGCAGGAAACUUCUUCGAGAGGAGGAGCUGCGGACCACCUCUCUACCCUCCAUCCCCAAUCCCUUCCCUGAGCUCUGCAGUCCUUCUUCACAGACCCCCAUUCUCGGGGGGCCCUCCAGUGCAAGGGGGCUGCUCCCUCGAGAUGCCAGCUGCCUCCAUGUAGUAAAGGUGUACAGCGAAGACGGGGCCUGCCGGUCAGUGGAGGUGGCAGCAGGCGCCACGGUGCGCUACGUAUGUGAAAUGCUGGUACAGCGAGCUCACGCCCUCAGUGAUGAGAACUGGGGGCUGGUGGAGUGCCACCCCCAUCUAGCGCUGGAGCGGGGCUUGGAGGACCAUGAGUCGGUGGUAGAAGUGCAGGCUGCCUGGCCCAUUGGCGGAGACAGCCGCUUUGUCUUCCGGAAAAACUUCGCCAAGUAUGAACUGUUCAAGAGCUCCCCACACUCCCUGUUCCCAGAAAAGAUGGUCUCCAGCUGUCUGGACACACAAACGGACAUAUCCCAUGAAGACCUCAUCCAGAACUUCCUGAAUGCAGGCAGCUUCCCAGAGAUCCAGGGCUUCCUGCAGCUGCGAGGAUCAGGACGCAAGCUUUGGAAACGAUUCUUCUGCUUCCUGCGCCGGUCUGGCCUCUAUUACUCCACCAAGGGCACCUCCAAGGAUCCAAGGCACCUGCAAUACGUAGCAGACGUGAACGAGUCCAACGUGUAUGUGGUGACACAGGGCCGCAAGCUCUACGGGUUGCCCACCGACUUCGGCUUCUGUAUCAAGCCGAACAAGCUUCGAAAUGGCCACAAGGGGCUUCGCAUCUUCUGCAGUGAGGAUGAGCAGAGCCGAACCUGCUGGUUAGCUGCCUUCCGCCUCUUUAAGUAUGGGGUGCAGCUGUAUAAGAAUUAUCAACAGGCACAGUCUCGCCACCUGCGCCCGUCCUGCGUGGGGUCCCCACCCCUGAGGAGUGUCUCGGAUAACACCCUGGUGGCCAUGGACUUCUCCGGCCAUGCUGGGCGUGUCAUUGAAAACCCCCGGGAGGCUCUGAGUGUAGCCCUGGAGGAGGCCCAUGCCUGGAGGAAGAAGACGAACCACCGUCUCAGCCUUCCCACCCCAUGUUCAGGCACGAGCCUCAGUGCAGCCUGUUCCUGGUCCGGGAGAGUCAACGGAAUCCACAAGGCUUUGUCCUCUCUUUGUGCCACCUGCAGAAAGUCAAACAUUAUCUUAUCCUGCCGGUGAGUAAUCGCCUCCCUUCCCGAGUCCUAGCUUCCUGCAGUGGAGACGCAGGACUCCCAGCAGCCUGCUGUCUUCAUCAGAGACCAAGAAGCAUCCUCCUCCCCGGGUCCCCCAUGU
Messenger RNA from Pteropus alecto (black flying fox), 1708 nucleotides. RefSeq names its product growth factor receptor bound protein 7 (gene GRB7). The transcript has 13 exons. The record is from RefSeq and is a predicted model, not a curated record. Gene Ontology annotation, biological process: signal transduction. Lineage: Eukaryota; Metazoa; Chordata; Mammalia; Chiroptera; Pteropodidae. The coding region runs from base 227 to 1594 and encodes 455 amino acids.